GUGUGACAUCAGUUUUGUUUCGAGCAGCAGGCGAYGUACUAGGCUACUUCCGGCAACUCCGUGUGGAUUUACUUUGCGAACGUAGCAGUUGUGCGAUACCUACAAUAUAUACUGAAGGAGAUAAGUGCAUCCAUAAUACAGAGAAGCAACAGCGAUGCGGUUAUUUGUGGUUUCGGUGCUCAGCUUGUUGGCGGCUAGCAGUGGCGCUUAUGCGGCCGCAGUCGCCGGUUAUCCAUAUCGUGCGGAGCUGCUAGCUUACAGUCCAGCGCGUGGUGAAUUCGYUGCAGUGAAUGCAUUAACACCGGACUAUGCGCACUAUAUCAAUCAACAGGCUGCGGCGCAAAUAUUCGGUUACAGAUAUCCAGAGCAGAUUGAAAGCAGGCGAAUUACUUAUGAAGAAUAUUUAAAUCAACUGGCCAAAGGUACACUGAAGGAUGAGACCGAGCUUAUAAAAAAGCGUGAUGAACAUUUUCGGUUAUGGGCCGUACAUGUGUACGAUCAAUAUAGACAGGAAUUGGAACGCCUAAAAGCUGCGGGUAAAGAGCCUACAGCAGAUAUGUUAGCAAAAAUCAACGCUUUCGAGGUUGUACUAACAGCGCCUAAAAGUGACUAUAGUCAAGAAACUUCAAUAAUCAAGCAGCUGCGCGAAGAGCAUUUACGCUUCUGGAAUGAGUCAAGAAGCAAAGCGAUGUUAGCUCUGCAGCAGGAAGAGCAAGGCAAAGUGCAGCAAACUGGCGCUGCGAUGUCAACAAYUUAUUUACCGGACGCARGCGAAAAGCUGAUCCAAAAUGUGCCRACACAGGCUGUAUUCUUAAGCGAAACAGCCGAGCAGAAGAAGGCGCGUGAAGAGCACUUGCGCAUCUAUCAGGAGCAAGUGCAGCGCGUGCAAGCCUUACAGGCGUCAGCUGAAAAGCUCAGCGACAGCAAUGACGUACAAUCAUCGAAAGUGGCGCGCCUUGAGCAUACAGCCGAGGAAGGCGUACAUCAGCCGGCACAGGGUGUGACAAUAGUUGAGCAUUUGAGUUACUUGCAGGAGACGCCAGAAGUGCAGCGCGCCAAGGCGGAGCAUUUGCGCUUAUGGAAUGAGGCAAAAUUGCGCGCAGAGAAGGAAGAGAAGGAGGAGAAGGAAGAGAAGGCGGAGAAGGAAGGCAAGAAAUAUGAGGACAAGCAGCUGCAAAGUCAAAGUGGCGUAGAAAAAUUGGCACAACAGACGUCGGAAACUCAGAAUCUCAUACAAUCGGAUAAUACCUAUUUCGAGCAGCAAAAACAAUUGUCAGAUGCUUUUAAAAGCGUUCCGUUGAGCGGAGUCGUGCCGACCAACGAGCAAAAGCAAGAACAAACGCUUACACCUGUGCAGGAUACGCCGGAAGUGAAACGCGCACGCGAAGAGCAUUUACGCGAAUUCGAAGAAACAUUAAACAAAGUAUUCGUUGCACCUUUAAAUAGUGAAAACGCACCUAAACUGGCAGCACAACAGCCUGCUUUCACGCACACACUACAGCAAAGCGCGCCAGCAGCUAAUAACGAAAAGUUAGCUACUGCAAAAUCAUCCCUGCAAACAGAUACUUAUCAGAGUCAGCCGCAAGUGCACGCCGGCGUGCAAGAAACAGCAGAGGUGCAGCGCGCACGUGAAGAACAUCUCAAGCUGGUGAAGGAAGCACAUUUGAAGGCGAGUCAGAUAUCAAAGACAGAAACGGUCCAAACCGAAACUGAAGUAAAACCCUUAUUAUAUGACGGGUCAACUGAUAAACUCGCGGAGGAACAAUUCGCUGAUGAAGAAGCGCGUUUACGCGUAGAGGAAGCAAAGCAGCGUGAAGUUGAACUUUUAGCCGAAACUGAGCGCUURAGAGAAGAACAACGCUUACAAGCUGAAGAGCUGUUGCGCUUGCAACAAGAGGAGCAACGUCGUCAAGAGCAGGAACGUUUGGAUCAGUCAAAUGAAAAUAAGGAAGCUGUGCAUUACGCAGAAAAACCACAAUUACCGAUCGCGGCACCCCCAAAGGAGACACUUGAGUCAUUAAUACAGGUACAACACCAGUCGGAUCCGGCUGCUACCUAUGACAUACGCGAUACAGAAAAAUAUGCAGCCAAUCCAUAUUUAUUACGUUACGCCAUACCGAGCGGUAAUGUCAAACAGAUCGGYACGCCCAUUGCGACUACUGCCUACUAUAUCGGUGCACAGAAACCCGCGCAACCACAGCAUGGUUACGCCAAUCCCGGCGUUUACUAUUUGCGCGAUGCCAMUGAGGGUUAUCUCAAAUUGGAUAACCCYUACUUCCUGCAUUACAUAAACAAUCAACARGGUGGUAAGGAUACGUUAGCAACAGCUGAUGCGGCGUCUCUGGCCUCCGCGCUAGCCGCCUUGCAUCAGGCGCAAAAGAUCGAACAGCCAAUCGCUGCAACUUUCGGCCAGAAGCCAAGUGGUGCACUGUCCGUUCCGAUUGCUCCCAGUGUACCCCUUACACCACUAGCACCAGCAGCACCCACACUUCCAAUUGCUCCGCUCGUGCCGAACGCCGACAAUAUGAGAAUUGUCUACGGCGAUGAUGCCGCUUUGGCUGCUUUGGAGAAGGCGACACGUGAGCAUUUUCGCGCGCACGAAAUCGCCUUGGAGCAGUUACGUUUAGCCAAUCAGAAACAGUCGCCGUUGCAGAAAGAUUGCUAUUGAGCACUUUAAAAGUGUUACUUAAACUUCUUCAUACUUGAACACAGCUGAUAUUUUUUUCAUUUUCAUGAAGUUUAGUUUAGAAUUUUAUAAGAAUGAUAUAAAAUUUACAUUGAGUUCUCUUCUGGAGGUAUUGUAAGUUGUAAUUUUUACUUUGUAUCUUGUAAUUUAAGAAGCAACUAUUGAAAAACAAUAAAAAAAAGAGUUCCAUGGAAUACACUA
Molecule: messenger RNA, 2887 nt
Organism: Bactrocera latifrons
Lineage: Eukaryota; Metazoa; Arthropoda; Insecta; Diptera; Tephritidae
Product: trichohyalin
Exons: 1
Coding region: 155-2668 (837 amino acids)
Source: RefSeq, a predicted model, not a curated record